Penaeus monodon (black tiger shrimp) is the source of this 1382-nucleotide messenger RNA. RefSeq lists its product as uncharacterized. Lineage: Eukaryota; Metazoa; Arthropoda; Malacostraca; Decapoda; Penaeidae. The record is from RefSeq and is a predicted model, not a curated record. Bases 109 to 918 code for a protein of 269 amino acids. The transcript is spliced from 8 exons.
GAGAAAACCUACCUAAUGUACUCGCUGGUCUCGUCUGCUAAACUCAGUCGCUCGCUGUCUGUCCCAGCGAAGAGGACGUGAGAACAGAGCCCGUGUGUAUCGACCACCAUGAAGUUCCACUGUCUCCUGCUGUUCCUCUUCUUGGGUGGGGCUUUGCAACUCUGUGGGGCGUCGGAUUUCUUGACUCAGAUAUCCGAGAUUGGAAAUGAGGCUGAUUUUUACCCGGACGACAUUGACAGCCGGGAUGCUGACGAUGACUAUGAUGACUAUGACCUCGAGGAAGGUGAGCCGGACUACUUCGAUGACGACGAUGCCAGUGAAAAGCCGACUACUCGCUUCAGAAGGGCUGCGGUUCCUGAUACGAUGUCGCGCUGGAUGAGACGUCACGAAAGAAUCAGAGCCCACGGUUGCAAGUUACGCGGGGGGUACUGUGUUCAGCCGGGAGAGGCCUGCGAGGGGAAACGUGUCCAAAAGUUUUGCGCCAAAUACCAUGGCCACUGUUGCUUCCCUGACUGGGGUUUGCCAGUGCCUGAAUGCCCAGGUCGGGAGAUAAACAUAACCGACGGCGGAGUCAUCACUGACACCGAAGGCAUGAUUAAGUCCAGAGGUUAUCCCAACAUUUACGACCGAAACAGCCACGACACGAUGGUCAUCAACGCGCCAGAGAAUUAUGUCAUUGAGAUCGAGUUUAAAGCUUUAGACUUGGAGUACAAUAGCUUCUGCGGCCACGAUUACCUUCGCAUCGUUGACACCGCUACUAAUCGGGGCCUCGGCUGGUUUAACGAGCCUCUGAUUUGUGGUGACGUCAUCCCACCAGUUUUGAGGUCGUUAACAAACAGCGUGACGAUUGAGAUGGUGACAGACUACAACAUUCAAAAGGGCGGAUUCGUUGCAUGCUUCAGGAUGGUGCCGAGCUAAUGAAAAAAGGAACACCUGAGAUUUUCCCGCCACUGCAAAAGUUGUACCGUGGCGACCUUCCAACAAUAACAGCUUGCUUACUGUAUAACACUGCUUUAAAUAUGGAAAAUAUUUAAUCAAGCUUCGCUUUGGACAACCACAACCUUAAGGGAAGAAAAUCAACUGACGCUUCAAUGGAUUUUGAAUUAUUUAUUGCAACCGACUAAUCGUUUUAAGAGAUUUUUUUCUGUUACUAUUUCUAUGGAACAAACUUUUAUUGCAGUCAAUCAUCUUUACAAUGAAAAUUGUUUAUCGACUAAGAACUACAAAAUUUAUUAGUAUCUUUGGUUAAAAUCUUUAUAUUUGGGCCGUUGUUUUCGGUUAGUGAAUUAAAUUCUUUAUUCCUGUUUUGAAAGUAUAUCGUUAGUUCACAUGAAUGUUAAAAUAAGCACACUGAGUGGGAUUCAUUACAACUUUCAGUUAAA